GCGUCUACCAAACGCUUGAAGGAGGAAGAAGUGAUUCAAUAAAUGGCGAAACUUGUUCUGUUCUGCCAAUGAUGUUGUUAAUCGUUUUGCCUUUUUGUCAUGGAAAACGUCAAGGAAUUUAAUCUGGACGAGGCAGUGUGCAAGACUGACUACGCAAGUAGUGUCGUAUUGAUGUGUAGGGACUGUAAUACAAUCUUGGGCGACUCUUUUGGGAUAUGUGGCGAAUAUAUGAACUCUAUCAUCUGUUACACUGUCACCAAAGAUGUUCUGGUUAAAGGGGAUAAGAAGCUAUGUUCCGAAGGCCCGCACGCUAAUUGUGUGUUCAGUUGCCUCCAGUGCUCUGGCUGUUCUUUGACUGUGGGUGGAAUCCUCCACUCAACCCCACCAAAGCAGUCAGCUUUGCGCGGCUGCUUCCUUCUACAAAAAUGUGACAUUAACUGUUACAAGCUGUCAGACAGCACAACAGUGCCUGCUACCACUCUGAACUUUGACGUAAAACCCCUAGAGGAGGAACUCAACAAGCUGAAACAGGAGCUGGAGUCACAGAGUAAGAGAAUGACCAUCCUGCAGCAUUUGCUUCAUCAAGAAAGAAAAGAGAAUGCUGGCGUGAACAAACCACUUUGUAAAACUGAAUGGCUCUGAUUGAACUAUGUUGACUGCUGUUCAGGAUAUGUAUUGUGAGUUUACAAGAUUAUUUUUCCUCACUAUCAUAAGUGUGUAUACACAUUUGUAUAAAUGCGGAAUAUUCUGGUUGUUACAUUUUUAUAUGCUCUGUUCUGUUCUGUAAUGCUUAGACUGAGAUAUUUUCCUGAUCAUCCCCAAAGAGGGACACAGAAGGACCCCAUGCAAUUUUGUGAUUAGAAGAUUCAGAAUUUUAAGAAAGGACACAAACACAUUUUUGUAUGAUUGGCACCAUGCUGCUUUUUAUUGCUACAUAUAUAAUGCAUUUUCACUUUCAACAAAAUGAUCAGGAGGCUCAUCUUAGCAUGCUUGGUGCCCCUCGUUAAGUGCAUAGUUGGACAAAACCUACAGCCUCAACAUUUGGAGUUUACAAACGGAAUUUGAACAAUUUCCAGGUUUUCCGGUUGUGCUUUCUAAAGCAUAAAUGUUCAACAUUGUAACCAACUUUCCAUAAGGACAAUGCAGGGAGCUACAACAGAUUUCAUUGCUGGUCAUCAUUCAAAUUCAUUAUCAUGAAUUGUUGAAUUGCUACAUACACAAAUGCACAGCAAGAGUUACCCGUUUUGGAACAGAAACUGCUUGCGUAUGUCUGUUUUUUAAUCAAUGUUGUGCUCUCUGAUCCUGAAAAAUGUAUUAAAGAGAUACUAAGCAACUUUUGGUUUGAG
Messenger RNA from Engraulis encrasicolus (European anchovy), 1346 nucleotides. RefSeq names its product opa interacting protein 5 (gene oip5). Gene Ontology annotation, biological process: chromosome segregation; CENP-A containing chromatin assembly. The transcript has 5 exons. The record is from RefSeq and is a predicted model, not a curated record. Bases 100 to 642 code for a protein of 180 amino acids. NCBI's taxonomy places the organism in Eukaryota, Metazoa, Chordata, Actinopteri, Clupeiformes, Engraulidae. Gene Ontology annotation, cellular component: chromatin; nucleus; chromosome, centromeric region.